Molecule: messenger RNA, 1938 nt
Organism: Exophiala oligosperma
Lineage: Eukaryota; Fungi; Ascomycota; Eurotiomycetes; Chaetothyriales; Herpotrichiellaceae
Exons: 4
Coding region: 1-1938 (645 amino acids)
Biological process (GO): DNA-templated transcription
Molecular function (GO): zinc ion binding; DNA binding
Source: RefSeq, a predicted model, not a curated record
AUGGACUUGGGGCGCAAUAAUGCUCCGAGUGAUGAUCCAUCCUCGCCUCGAGAUGACAGUAGUCACUCAUCAGUUUUGUCAGCCCUGUCGACGUCCACGCAGGACUACCUCUCGCAACUCUUCUGGACAACAUACAAUGAUACAUUCCCUUUUAUCAACAAGGAACUUUUUUUACAAGCGAAAGCGCAAGAUAACCGCGACUACUAUUCGAAGACAUUGGAACUAUGCAUUUGGCUUGCUGGAGUCCGCUUUGCCGAUCGCACGCGCACUGACAUCGCAGUGCUGUUUGUGCCGCAUACCGCCGAGUGCAGAUUAUAUCGGCUUGCAAAGGAGGCUGUCGAGGCUGACAUGGAGACUCAAACCUGCCUCCCGCUCGUACAAGCCUUCCUUCUUUUGGCAGAUAUGGAGGCAUCUCUGGGACACUACAGUGCUGGGUGGAUGUAUAUUGGCACGGCUUUCCGCAUGGGCCUCAGCAUGGGCCUCGACUUAGACAGCACUUACCGAGAGCUUCUCCCACACGAAGCCGAAGUUCGCCAGUUUACCCAUUUCAUGUGCCUCGUCAUGGAAAGGUACUUCGCAGUGGUCUUGAAACGAUCUCCAAUGGUGAAAAGUUUUGAUGUGAAAAUACUCGACUGCUAUUCUCAAAUGUUGGUCUCAUCUAGAGAGCUCCCUCGUCCUCUUCAAUGUUGUCUUCAGCUAUUUGAGCCCCGAAGAACUUUAUAUGAAGUCAUCGCCGCGAGCAACGCUAUGCAGAACCUUGGAGCUCAUCGAAGUGGCCAUUUUGUCCAUCGCGACCAUCUCAAGGCCAUGGCCUUGACAAGAGAGCUUCAGAGGAUUUACCACAAUCUCAGUGGAGGGGCAAGCUGGACGCCGGAAAAUGUCAAUCAGGCCCAUGGCGGUUUCUUCCUCUUCCAUCAGCGAUACUACAUAAACUUGAUCCUGAUCCAUCAACAAUUCGCCCAGUUCGCAUCGUUAGACCCUCUUGAUGAUCUUCAUACAAGUAACGGUAUUCUUAACACCAACGGCGAAGCUCCCAGUCGCUUGUGCAAAAUGACACGAAUGUUGUGCCUUGCCUACUCCAUCACUCUUACCCGGAUUCUCAAGAUUCAUCAUGAGAAGCGCGGCGGACGUCGAAUGGUCUUCCAGGUUCUUGGACAUGUCCAAAUCGCGGCGAAUACACUUCUCAAGUGCUUGAUCCACAUAAAAGACACAAAUAAGCAGCAGAAAGCGCUCGGCUUUCUGGAAGACCUUGUGGUCAUCCUAGAAAGCCUCGAACUCUUGUAUCCUGUUGCCAGUGCCUCCCUGAGGUCACUUAGGCGUUCGUUGAUAAGGCAGCGGCAGGAACUUUCUUUCGUUUCUAGCUUAUAUCACUCUCCCGAUCGACUGCCCAGUACCGAUGCAGAAUGUGAAACCAUACAAGGGACACAUGUCACAAAACCUCUGACCAUGAAUAAACUUGCUACCCCAUACAACACGGAGACCCUCUGUAUGUAUCAGCAAUCACCUUGUGUACAUACUACAUAUCCGAUGGAAUUACAUGUUCCAUCAAUCUCCGAGGAUAUAUCAACGGCUCUGGAUGAUUUGGCUACGAAGAAUGGGAAGGAGAGCUAUUCUUCCGUGGGCCACUUUGUGGAGUUCUUACCGGCGGCAUCACAACCUGAUGUAGUCACCCCUAGGGGUACAGAGAAAGGCGUGACCAAUGUUCGAGACUCCAGCCUAGACACGUAUCAGCAUCUCUCAUUCGAUACGUAUGACGAAGACAACCUCUUCUUCGCAGAAGAAUUCCUCAACAUUGAUGCCGAAGCGAAUGCAGACGACGACUUGGACCUCGAUUCGUUACUGCCGCAAGCUUUUUGGCAGACCAGUCACACUCUUGGGGCCUUUUCGCUAGCAAGUGAUCCCACCGUGGGAAUCCAUGCACACAUCGACGUGUUUUGA